Molecule: messenger RNA, 5582 nt
Organism: Acipenser ruthenus (sterlet)
Lineage: Eukaryota; Metazoa; Chordata; Actinopteri; Acipenseriformes; Acipenseridae
Product: max-binding protein MNT-like
Exons: 6
Coding region: 217-1881 (554 amino acids)
Biological process (GO): regulation of transcription by RNA polymerase II
Molecular function (GO): DNA-binding transcription factor activity, RNA polymerase II-specific; RNA polymerase II cis-regulatory region sequence-specific DNA binding; protein dimerization activity
Source: RefSeq, a predicted model, not a curated record
GGGCUGGAUGGGGGUGCUUUUCAUCUUGUUGUGUUUUCUGUUACUCGCAUCGCCAUCUUGUUGCAACCCCUCGCCUUGGCUGGAGCGGUUCUUACGAGGGGGGAUCCGGAUUGCGUUUGCCGUUGAGUGAAAUCCGAGGAGCCCGAGAGUAAAGAAAAAAGCGCAGAUCUGCAAGACUCCACUUGAAAGCAAGCCGACCCCGAAAGCAGGCGAGAGAUGAGCAUCGAGACGCUUUUAGAAGCAGCCAGGUUUCUGGAAUGGGAAGCACAGCAACAACAGAAAACACGUGAUGAGGGUGAGAAGCGCGAGAAGUUGCGGCUGGAUUGGGAGGAGCAAGAGGACCGGAAGCCCGUGGUGGUCGCACUUCCUGCGCAGACGCGGGUGAAUCAUGUGACCCGCGGCGAGGAGGCGUGUCCAGAGCAUCGGCCCACCCCAGUCCCGCCCCCUCCCCCGCCCCCUCCUGUCCAGGUGGCACUCAUUCCUGUGGUAACCAGCCCCACUGCCCUGGCCCUGUCCUCCGUCGUCACUCUCUCCUCCCCAGGGAUAGAGUCUCCACAGCGCCUCCCGCUGGGCCCCACGGUGAAGGUCGAGCCAGUCACGCCUCCCCACUCCUGCAGCCCCAAGCAGCAGCAGCAGCAGCAUCAGCUGGUACAGACCUACCAGAGUCCCAUCAUCACAGCCUCUCCGCACCACCUAAUCCAUCAGCCAGUCCCAACCCAGACGCAGGCUUCGCAUCAGCUGCAGUCCAACGCCGGGGGCAAACUGAGCAGCCUUGAGGAGGCCAGACACCUGGAGCAGAAGAGACGGCCUGGAGGGGCAGGGACAAGAGAAGUACACAACAAGCUUGAAAAAAACAGGCGAGCGCACUUGAAGGAAUGUUUCGAGACUCUGAAGAGGAACAUCCCAAACGUGGAUGACAAGAAGACGUCUAACCUCAGUGUGCUGCGGAGUGCCUUGAGAUAUAUCCAGACCCUGAAGAGGAAGGAGAAGGAGUACGAGCAUGAGAUGGAGCGGCUGGCCCGUGAGAAGAUCUCCACGCAGCAGCGACUGGCCGAGCUGAAGAACGAGCUGACCCAGUGGAUGGACGUGCUGGAGAUCGAGCGCGUGCUGCGCCAGACCGUGCAGCCUGAGGACGACCAGGUGUCCACCUCGACCGCCUCCGAGGGUGAAGACAACUUCGACCAGGACAUCGAUGAUGAGAGGCCGGCCCUGCCGCACAGCUCCCUGCCCAAAGCGCCUCCACGCCUGCAGCCUGAGCUCCUGAAGGCUCUCCCGCCGUCCUCCAUCCUGCCUCCGCACAUCUCCAUCCAGCAGCACAGGCCCCAGCAGCCCUCCGCCAUGGUGGCAGCUCCACUCCAGGCCCAGGCUUUGGUGGCCCAGAAGGCCAUGAUGCCCACCCACACCCACAUAGUCCAACCCACUGUCAUCGCCCACGCGGCCGCCACAGCCUCCCACGCCUCCGUCAUCCAAGCGGUGAACCACGUGAUCCAGGCUGGCUCGAAACACAUCGCCCACAUUGCCCCUUCCACGUCGAACUCUAUGCAGCUCACCACCGCGGCCCAGCCCAUCGGCCACAUCACGGUCCACCCUGCCACCCUGAACCACGUCACCCAUCUCAGCCACCACCUGCCCACCAUUUACCCCCAGCCCAUGGCAGUCCCCCAGCCCACAGUCAUGAGCCACAUUGCCCACACGCUCUCCCACGCCCAGGUGAAUGGCAAGGCCCCAAGCCAGCAAGCAGCCAGCAUGGUGGGCAAGCAGGCAGCAGUGGGGGCCCAGGUGGUAACCCACCACCCACAGCUGGUAGGCCAGACAGUCCUGAACCCAGUAACUAUGGUAACCAUGCCUUCCUUUCCUGUGAGCACACUCAAGCUGGCCUGAGAGACAAAAAAAAAAGAAAUAAAGAAAAGGUAUUUGGGUUCAUUGUAACUCUGGACAACUUUAAAAAUAAAUACAAACAAUCCUAAAAUAAAUAUAUAUAUUAGAAUUUAAAUAAAAAAACAAAAAACUAAUGAAACAAAAGAACUGUAAACUCAGUACAUUCCUGAUUUUAGACAAGAAACAUUAUCAUUUUUGUUGCUCAUGGAGGAUUGUGACAAAUGGGGUAAGAUCAUGCUUGAGGCCUGUAAUGUCUUUGAACCCCUUUAAUGAGAUGGGAUUCUUUGGGGGAGGGGAGGGGGGGGGGUGUCUGUGAAAUGCACUGUUCCGCUAUGAAUAAAAAAAAACAAAAAAAAAAACAAAACAAAAAAAAAAAAAACGGUUUCUUAAAAAUAAUAAUUAUAAUAAUAAUAAUAAUAAAAAAAAAACUGUUUUGUUCCGUGUUGUAGGCAAAUUGACGUAAGGGUGUGGUGCUUUUAACAUCAAUGUACAGCGAGCCAGCGGGGUCAGUAACUAAACUUUCUCCCCCAAUAUAAUUGCAAACGCUUUCAAACAAGUGCCUUUGGGCUAGAGAUGUGCAGAGAAUUGACUUUCCCUCUGAAGAGAAACACAAUAAAGCAGAAAAAAAUAAAUCCAGUCACAAUGAAGGUUAAAGAAUAUUUUUAGACACCCGAUCUUAAUUCUUUGCAAAUCUCUACUCUGAUGUCAAGUCACUGUGUCAACAAUCGGAGAUGGAAAUAAGACUCCCAUUGCAGAACGGUUUGAUCCGUUCCUGGUGUUACUAUGGGUUUAAUAAGACACACCAGAGCUUCUCACAGUGUACAGAGAACUAAUCAAGCUUGUAUUAAAACCUGGCAUAGGUGAACUGCUAUGCAAUAGGAGUCUUAUUACUAUCCUGGUCCAAUAAGCAUGAAAUACAAAUCCAGCUCCCAACGCAUAUCUGAUGGAUUUUUAUUACAACUUUAUAUAAUCAGUUUGGCCAAGUGGUCUACGAGGUAGGAGAGCCUCCACGGACCACGUAGCUGCUGUCUGUAACAAUUCUUGCAUUGGUCAUUGUUGUUGAGAAGUGAGUUCAGAAAUCACCUCUUUCUACAGGAUCUCUCGUUGAGGUUCAGGUCACUAUGAAUUAUUUUGCUAUAUUCCUCCGCAGCGUUUUGCAAUGGUCGUCUUUAUAACCGUGUAUGUGGUGUUCUGCAUUAAAUCCAGAUGUGAAGCCGGUGGGAGUCAGCCUUGAUCUGUGGGGGCUGCCAGGUGUUUGUUUCAACCAGUUGUCUUCUUUAACAGAGCCAGGAAACAGCUGUUUGACAUACUCAGAAAAAAACAGAAAUGGACACAUGCAAUCCCAGUCCAUAAGGGGGAUCAAAAUCUGUACUGUAACCCGAGGUACACACAACACCACCCUGGACUGCAGUGUCGGAGCAAGAAUUGUAAAAAGUCUGUUCUGUUACUAUCGUCUUGAGAGGCUGUGCUAGAGGACAGUCGUGCGGAUUUGGUUGAAACAAAAAACCUGGACUUUUUCAUUGUGACGUUUUGGUGGUCGUGAAUUGGCUUUGAGCCAGUAAUCUGCUCCUGUAGAACUUCUCCCCCGUCUUGGUUCUUGCACUCUGCUGCCCCCUGCUGCUCAGAAACGGUUAUUGCUGCAUCUCUCAGUUGUGAAACUGAAGCACUAUCGAGAGACAAUGGUGUGCUGUGCAUUACAGUGGGGUAAGAAUGAGGACAGAUGGAAGAGCAUGGAAUCUCAGAUUCUAUAUAUAUUACACACAGUAUAUAUUUUUUUAAACCAGCGCUUGGGCAUGCCAGAGCUUUGUGAAGAGCAGAGUUUGGUCAGUCUUAUCCUGUAUUUAUUGUAAAGGCUCAUUUUAUACUCUAUAUUCUGUGUAAAAUAUACUAGACAAAAGCAUAGUGGAAUUGCAAGUGCAGUCAACUUAGACAGAAGGAUUGACAGCAGUUCAACGCCAUGGACUCCUUUGAGUUUUGAUAACGUAUUGUUAGUCUUGGUAACUUCAGAUUGUGAUUUCACAGUAAUAGCACAUGAAUCACGGCAUUGCACAUUUUAUAUAUCUACCGGUGUGUAUAUAUAUAUAUAUAUUUAAUUUCAGGCCACCCAGAACUCCCAAUCCAUGCAAUUGUAGCAGUCCAGGGGAGCACACAGGUGAUAAUUUGCAUUUAUGCAUCCCACAAUGUGACACCUUUCCCUGUGUGGGGAAGCCACCCUCCACUGCAACAUUAGUGGUGCUGUUUGGAACAGUGGGGCAGUUUAAGAACACUGAUAGAAAGGGUUGUGAAGCAGUUUCUUUCAAUUUGCACAUCUUCAAAAGAGACUAUAUGAUGUGAAGCCUCUGCUGUAUGCUUAUACUUUGUGUGUGUAUAUUGUAUAUGUUGUAUACAUGGGGGAAGGACAUACAGAAUAAAUUCAUGUUUUAUUGUGAAAGGCUAGACUUGAGUUUAGUGAGUGUUGCAAGUGGGAUGUAAUAGUGUGCUUGUGCCAGGGAGAAAAAAAUAAAUAAAUAGAUUGUAAAAAAGCUGAUCUUCCUGCACAGAGCUUGUAUCCCGCUAGGCGACGUGUUUUAAAUUGAUACGAGUCCUAUUUCAUAAUUGAAGAUUGCACCACCAUUGACUGCCAGUGUGAAGGAGGCUCUACACACCUAUAGUAGAUUUGUUCCUGUGUCCCUUGUUGGUUGGGGGGGGGGGGGGGGGGCAGUCAAAUCCAGAUGAUACGCUACGCAAGCAAAGGAAGUGCGUUCUGCAUGAACCAAACGUGAGCCUCAACAUACAGGAGCUUCAGUUCCUGCUCCGCCUGUGAGAAUUCCCUGUGAAUGUAGAACAGGGAUCGUUUCUUUCACAUUUGUGUGGUUUUAUCAGCGUUUAAGUGGUGAUGUCUUGUUGCCUGGAGUGUGUAAUUGUAGACGGCAGCCCCUGUUUUAUUUUUACCCCCAUGAAGCCUCUUCUAUGGACUGUUUGAAGCUCCCGUAGUGCAUAGGUGUGGAUGAAGCCCUGCUCCGUGACAAGUGCAUGUCUGUUAGUUAGCUUGUAGCUUGUAGCCCCGCCUUUUAAACAAGAAAGGACUGAUCAGACCAGCUGCUGAGCGAAAUCACAAAAUGCUGCCUCGUUUUUACUGGAGACGACCUCUGCUCAGCCCCUCCUGUACAGCAAAGACAGGAUAGUAAAGGCAAGCGGCUUUGUAGCUACUGUUCAUACGAAAAGGAACGGUUCCCUAAACGAGCUGCGGCUCCAGCAAUAGCACUGUGCUUGCUGCUCACUAACCCCACCCUUGCAAAGCAGUGUGACAUCUGUGUGUAGCACUGACUGCAAAGUGCAAGGAGCUGAGUUCCUGUGUCUUGUGUGUGUGAUCGGGGGGGGGGAGGGGGUUAUUUAUGUGUUUUUCUAAUAUGCUUUUUUUUUUUUUUAAUUUUUGAUGUCAGAACUUUUUUCUAUAAAUGUUUUAGAUUUAAUUGCUGCCUUUUUCAGUUUGCAUGUAGAGAUUGCUGUUUAAAUGUUGAAUGCUUUGUUUUUUUUUCUGGGACCAUGUACAGUACUGUAUACCAUGGGGGUGACUUUACAGACCCCUUCCCUCAUUGAUUAUAUAGAUAUAUAUAUAUAGAGAGAGAGAGAUAUAUAUAUAAAUAAUUGUGUGUUUUCCCUAUGGAGAAAGUUUAAGUUAUAUAUCGCCUGUAAAUUUUGGGCUGCAUUUAGGUCUAAUUGUC